This is a messenger RNA of Malassezia globosa CBS 7966, 516 nucleotides long. RefSeq lists its product as uncharacterized. Bases 1 to 516 code for a protein of 171 amino acids. Gene Ontology annotation, cellular component: mitochondrial intermembrane space; intracellular anatomical structure; riboflavin synthase complex. Gene Ontology annotation, molecular function: 6,7-dimethyl-8-ribityllumazine synthase activity. The transcript has a single exon. Lineage: Eukaryota; Fungi; Basidiomycota; Malasseziomycetes; Malasseziales; Malasseziaceae. The record is from RefSeq and is a predicted model, not a curated record. Gene Ontology annotation, biological process: riboflavin biosynthetic process.
AUGUUCACGUCCGUCAAAGGCCCUGCUCCUGCGCCGUCAUCGUUCCCUGGCGCAGAGCAUCUGCGUAUCGGCAUCGUGCAUGCACGCUGGAACAAGGAGGUGGUUGACGAACUUGUCAAAGGCACACUGGAGUCGUUGAAGAAGGCCGGCGCUGACAUUGAGCGCGUGCUCAUCCAGUCAGUUCCUGGAAGCUGGGAACUGCCGGUGGCUACGCAGCAUAUGAUCAAGCGGCACAGGCUUGAUGCCAUCAUUUCCAUCGGCUGCGUAAUCAAGGGUUCGACCAUGCACUUUGAGUACAUUUGCGAUAAUUGUCUAAAGGGGCUCAUGCGUGUGAGUCUCGACGAACAAGUGCCUGUGAUUUUAGGCGUUCUGACCGCUCUGAAUGAAGACCAAGCUCUCGAGCGCGCUGGCAUCGGUCGAACAAAGCCUGGUCAUAACCACGGCCUUGAAUGGGGCUCUGCCGCUGUGGAAAUGGCACUCAUGGCGCGCAAGGAUCCAGCUCUCUCCCACAGCUGA